AUGGCUUACUCGAGCCACUCGGGCUGGCCAGCCGCCACUCACUACGGCCCACCACCUCCACAACCUCCUCAGCAGCAUCCUCCGCCUCCUCCUCAGCAACCUCGCCAAUACUCUCAGCCACCACAGCAAUACCAGCCGGCCCCACCACCUGUGCAGCAGUACCAUGCCCAGCAAUCUCAGCCACGAGGAUAUGCACCAACUCAGUCCCCCUACCAGAAUGGUCCUCACCUGCCUCCGCCGCAUCAAAGACCGGGCUCAGAACGUACCCCUUUGUCGAUUCCCCAGCAACCACCGAAUUACGCCUCAACACAAGACUAUCCUCAAUCCUCUGGUGGUCCGACUAGGAGCCUGCCGCCAUCGACGCCUAGCGAUGAGGGCAAUAGUGCCCUAGAACGAGCUCGAGCUGUCGGAGAGCCGUUUCCCAUCUCCAGGUCUCUGAAUGGCUACGCUUUUGCCCUUCAGGUAAUUCAGGAACCAGAUCGUGCUCGUAUGUGCGGCUUUGGCGACAAGGAUCGUCGGCCUAUCUCACCUCCACCUUGCAUUCGACUGCUGAUCAUGGAUGAGAAGACUGGUGUUGAAAUCGAUUACAACAAAAUUGAAGACCUCUCGAGGUUCAUCCUAGUAGUCGAUUUGGCCGAUGUGGAUACUCUCAAAGAGUCAAACAUGGUCGUUCAUCUCUCGGGAAACAACCCUGCCAUUGGCAGUAGCGAGCGCGGCGCUUUCCCUCCAACACAUUCUACAAUACCGUCUAACGUCCCCCAGCCCCGAGACUUUGAUGUUCCCAGAGUUCAAGCCUACCAAAAUUCUCAAUUCCACGGAAACGUCUCUUCGACCGGCUUUGGAGGCUUGCUUAAUGGCAAUGGUCACAGCACUAACGGAAGCUAUGGUGGUGCUCCUGGACCUGGGUAUGGCAUCCCGCCACCAUCUCAAAGCAAUCCGCCACAGUCAUGCAGCAGAAAUCUCAUCGGAUCCCUUUCGGCCACAUCUUUCAAACUCAACGACCCUGCUGAGAAGACAGGCCUCUGGUUCAUCUUCCAGGAUCUGAGCAUCCGUACCGAAGGCGUCUUCAGGCUCAAGUUCACCUUUUUCGACCUCAUGUGCCAGCUACAGCCAAUGGGACCGUCCAGUGGGGAGCGCCUGGCUGAAUUUGCUCCCAUGCUGGCUUCUAUCUACAGCAAGCCUUUCCAGGUCUGGAGCGCUAAGAAAUUCCCGGGCGUACGACCGACUACAGAGCUGAGCCAGACGUUUGCAGACCAGGGCAUCAAGAUCCCGGUCAGGAAAAAUGAGGGCAAGGGCGAUGACAAGAAGAGGAAGCGUGGCCGGAACGGCGAAAGUGAUGACGAAGACGCGGAACCAGAAGAGGAAAACGAGGCCGAUCAAUGGAGCCAACAGCCCGAUUCCUAUCCUCCCCAUACGAGCCAGUAUCAUCAAAUUGCCGGGCAGUAUCGUCCGCCUGGGCAAUAG
Molecule: messenger RNA, 1464 nt
Organism: Cyphellophora europaea CBS 101466
Lineage: Eukaryota; Fungi; Ascomycota; Eurotiomycetes; Chaetothyriales; Cyphellophoraceae
Exons: 3
Coding region: 1-1464 (487 amino acids)
Source: RefSeq, a predicted model, not a curated record